This is a messenger RNA of Parastagonospora nodorum SN15, 1921 nucleotides long. RefSeq lists its product as hypothetical. Bases 1 to 1740 code for a protein of 579 amino acids. Gene Ontology annotation, molecular function: hydrolase activity, hydrolyzing O-glycosyl compounds; glycosyltransferase activity. Gene Ontology annotation, cellular component: fungal-type cell wall. The transcript has 3 exons. Gene Ontology annotation, biological process: carbohydrate metabolic process; fungal-type cell wall organization. NCBI's taxonomy places the organism in Eukaryota, Fungi, Ascomycota, Dothideomycetes, Pleosporales, Phaeosphaeriaceae. The record is from RefSeq and is a predicted model, not a curated record.
AUGCCAGUCCGUUGGGCUUGCAUUACACAAUCAACUCGAUUCCUCUCAAGUGCUGAGCAGGUAUCCAACCACUGCAAGUCUUCCACGAUACUCACACACGACUGUUUGCUAGUACAUCGUUCCAAUCGAUAUAUCACAUCGUCACAUAGCUCACCAGCAUUACUGUGCUACUGUCUCCGGCAUCACACCCGACACUUUCACUAUCACCCAACCCUCACCACACUCACGAUGCGCUCCACCAUACGGGCACUCGCCGCCCUCGCUUCGGCAGCCUCCCUCAUCACACCCUCGGUCGCUCAGACAUGGUCAAACUGCAACCCUACCCUGCGAUCCGACUGCCCGCCAGACUCCGCGCUCGGCAGAACUGUCAACAUCGACUUCCGCUCCUCGUCCGACAGCUUCACAGCCCAAGGCAACCCGACAUACGGCAAAGACGGCGUUUCUUUCACGGUAGCCAAGUCUGGUGACUCGCCCCAGCUUACGUCGAAAUGGUACAUCAUGUAUGGAAAGGUCGAGGUUGUCGCCAAGGCAGCGCCAGGUGCUGGAAUUGUCAGCAGUGUAGUCUUGCAGUCGGACACUCUGGACGAGAUCGACUGGGAGUGGCUCGGUGCGGACGCCGAUGAGGUGCAAACCAACUACUUUGGCAAAGGACAAACCACGACCUAUAACAGAGGAGCCUUCCACGCUGAUGUUGGAAGCCAGUCGGGCUUCAAGAAGUACACCAUCGAAUGGACACCCAGCCAGAUCGUUUGGUCAAUUGAAGGCCAACCCGUCCGCACUCUCGAGCCCGCCAAUGCCAACAACCAGUAUCCGCAAAGCCCCAUGCAGGUCAAAAUGGGCGUGUGGAGUGGAGGUGAUUCUGCGAACUCUCCCGGUACCAUCGAAUGGUCUAGGGGACCUACCGAUUACUCCAAGGGUCCUUUCUCCAUGGUGGUCCGCUCCGUAAUGGUCCAGGACUACUCAACUGGAACCCAGUACGUCUACGGCGACCAGUCUGGUUCCUCAGGAUCUAUCAGGGCAGUUGGCGGUUCUGUCUUCUCAGGAGGCAGCAAGCCUGUCGCGAACUCGCCUUCAGUCACGGCCGUCGCAUCUGGCCAGCCACUCCCCUUCACCCCUGGCCAGACCGACAACCCCACGCGGCCCAGCGUCUACCCCUGGGUCCCUGGCACAACCUCUGCUGCGCCGCAGCCCACCUUUGCCAACUACCCCGGACUGCCAGAAGGAUGGACCGUGUCGGAUAGUGGAAAAGUUGUGCCUCCCAGCUCCGCUCCUGUUACCGCUUCCUAUACGCCCUUGCCUGCGCCUGUGCCUUCGGCUUCGCCUGGCGAUUCUAAGCCCACGGUCGUUACUGGCUAUGAUGACAGGGGCUUCACCACUCUCCGCACUUUGUACCCCGGCACCACGCCCCCUGCAACAACUGUCAACCAGCUCCAAAACGCAGCGGCCACGAGCGUCCCCGCCGCUCCCGCUGUGAACUCUGGUGCCCGGGUUUUCGACGGCAUUCAUCUCCAGCUCUUCGGUAUCGUCAUGGGCUUUGUCUGGCACCAGGCAUGGUUCAACUUCUUCAUGGAAUACCCCGCAUUCGCUUUUGUCGUCGUCUUCUGCACCAUGGUCGUAUACCAUGGACAGUUGGGAUGCAAGGUGGCGGUCAAGUUUUGGUGGACGCAGUAUCCGGCGUACAAAGUUGCGUUUUCGUGGAAAACGGAGAAGCCCGCGAGUAAGAAGGAGAAGAGGGAGUAAAUAGGUUGGCUUUGCACAUAUGAGUUUCGAUGGGAUUUGUAUAUAUUGGUUGGACUUUGCAUUGCGUGGAUAUGGGCAUGAGAUAUGAAGAUUAGCGAGGCGUUUUUUUGCUUUUCAGCUUUAGAUUAAUGGACGGCGACGUUGAUGCGCAGGCAUAAUGAUACGAAUUACACAACUCAGA